Sugiyamaella lignohabitans is the source of this 852-nucleotide messenger RNA. RefSeq names its product Imp4p (gene IMP4). Gene Ontology annotation, cellular component: nucleolus; small-subunit processome; Mpp10 complex. NCBI's taxonomy places the organism in Eukaryota, Fungi, Ascomycota, Dipodascomycetes, Dipodascales, Trichomonascaceae. Gene Ontology annotation, molecular function: snoRNA binding; rRNA primary transcript binding. Gene Ontology annotation, biological process: rRNA processing. The record is from RefSeq and is a predicted model, not a curated record. The coding region runs from base 1 to 852 and encodes 283 amino acids. The transcript has 2 exons.
AUGAUUCGCAGGCAGGCUAGAGAAAGAAGAGAGUACCUUUACAGGAAGUCGGUACAACUACAAGAAGCAACAUUAGCACAAAAGAGACAAAAGUUAAGAGCAGCAUUAGCAUCUGGUAAAAGUCUACCUAAAGAAGUUGCUGAUGAUGAUCAACUACAAAAAGAUUUCCGAUUCGACGAGUCAUUAAAUGAAGAAAUCGAUGACGAAUAUUCAGCAUUAAGUGGAAUUCAAGAUCCCAAAGUUAUAGUCACAACCAGUCGAGAUCCCAGUACAAGACUUAGUCAGUUUGCGAAAGAAGUCAAGCUGCUGUUUCCAACUGGUAUCAGAUUAAACCGUGGUGGUACUAUUCUGCCAUCAUUGGUAUCAGCAUGUCAAAGCUCUGGAUCCACCGACCUGAUUUUACUGCAUGAACACCGUGGUGUCCCCACAGCACUGACCGUUUCCCAUUUCCCACACGGACCCACAGCCUCAUUUUCACUUCAUAAUGUUGUUCUUCGUCACGACAUUCUAAAUUCGGGCAACCAAUCUGAAGCUUAUCCACACAUCAUCUUCGAGAAUUUCACAUCGCCUCUCGGAAAACGAGUAGUGCAAGUCCUAAAACACCUGUUCCCUCCCGGAGUCAAGAAAGACAGCUCACGAGUCAUCACAUUUGCCAACAACGGCGACUACAUCAGCGUGCGUCAACACGUCUAUGUUCGCACCCGAGAGUCUGUUGAGCUCGCAGAAGUCGGUCCUCGAUUCGAGAUGAAACUCUACGAACUCCGUCUUGGCACCGUCGACAACAAAGACGCCGAUGUCGAAUGGAGACACAGAGGUUUCAUCCGCACGGCCAACAAGAAGGAUUAUUUGUAA